Prunus mume (Japanese apricot) is the source of this 1442-nucleotide messenger RNA. Lineage: Eukaryota; Viridiplantae; Streptophyta; Magnoliopsida; Rosales; Rosaceae. The record is from RefSeq and is a predicted model, not a curated record.
UCAGAUACCAAAGCAGAAGACUUCACAAGUUGAAAACCCAAAACCUUUCCUUUUCCAUAACCCCACUCAACCCUCUCUCUCUCUCUCUCAUGGAAAGAAACCCAAAACAAAGGGAGGAAGAAACUGAAGAAAGAGGCGGUGGCGGUGCUGGUGGUGUCGGUGCAUUAUUAAUGGCCGAAGGUGGUGCAGAGGAGAUAGCCAAGGAGAUUGUGGCAGCAGAGGAGGCUCCUCAUCCGUACGCUUUUCAUGUAUCUGGACCUCGAAAUUUGACUGCUCCGAAUUGGAGGGACCUUAUAAACUCUAGUUGGAAGGACGGGAAUUAUAAACGAACUGUAAUCGCAUGCUUCAUACAAGCAAUAUAUUUGCUUGAACUCGACAGACAAGAGAAUAGAGAUGAAGCAAAUGCUCUAGCUCCUAAGUGGUGGAUACCCUUUAAGUAUAAACUAUCCCAAACCUUAAUCGAUGAAAGAGAUGGAUCCAUAUUUGGGGCAAUUUUGGAAUGGGAUCGAUCUGCAGCACUUGCUGACUUUGUACUCAUCAGACCAAGCGGUGCACCAAAGGCGGUUCUAGCACUUAGAGGAACAUUGCUCAAAGGCCCAACUAUGCGAAGGGAUAUUGAAGACGACCUUCGUUUUCUUGCUUGGGAGAGCUUGAAGGGCUCUGUUAGGUUUAAAGCAGCUAUGGAGGCUUUGAAAUCAGUUGCUGAAAGGUAUGGAAGUAGUAAUGUUUGUAUUGCGGGACACUCAUUGGGGGCUGGAUUUGCUCUCCAAGUAGGAAAAGCAUUAGCCAAAGAAGGGAUGUAUGUGGAAACUCAUUUGUUCAAUCCGCCUUCUGUUUCCCUAGCAAUGAGCUUCAGAAAUAUCGGAGAGAAAGCAGGAUUUGCUUGGAAGAGAUUUAAGUCAAUGCUCCCUUUGAGAAGUGGAGCUCAGGUCAGCAGUGAAGAAGGGGAUAGGACUUCUGGUUUUGGAUUGAAGAAUUGGAUGCCAAAUUUUUCGGGUUUGAAGAAUCCUGGUAUGGGUUUGGGAAAAUGGGUUCCUCAUUUGUAUGUAAAUAACAGUGACUACAUAUGCUGUUCUUAUACUGAGCAUGAUGGAGCAGAAGUAAACAAUCCUAACAAGGAGAAUGUGCGUCCAACAAAUGGUCAAGUAGCAGCAAAGCUGUUUGUGAUGUCAAAGGGAAACCAGAAGUUUUCGGAGGCUCACGGUUUAGAGCAAUGGUGGUCUGAUGAUUUGGAACUUCAACUGGCUAUGCAUAACAGUAAGCUCAUUAGCAGGCAGCUGAAAUCCUUGUAUAGCCUUCCAGCUCCACAACAAACACUUGCUAGAUAACAAAGGCCCUCUUGUUUUCUUUCUUUCUUAAAUAACUCGUUUUCGACUUGGGCCUUCCAUACUGUCAUGUUUUUAUACUUUGUCCAUCUGCUCAUAAUGGCUAUUGCCUUUGCU